Lucilia sericata (common green bottle fly) is the source of this 659-nucleotide messenger RNA. It is a transcript of the gene Rrp47, whose product is annotated as nuclear nucleic acid-binding protein C1D. The record is from RefSeq and is a predicted model, not a curated record. Lineage: Eukaryota; Metazoa; Arthropoda; Insecta; Diptera; Calliphoridae. The coding region runs from base 137 to 550 and encodes 137 amino acids. Gene Ontology annotation, biological process: maturation of 5.8S rRNA; regulation of gene expression. The transcript is spliced from 2 exons. Gene Ontology annotation, cellular component: exosome (RNase complex); nucleolus. Gene Ontology annotation, molecular function: DNA binding; RNA binding.
CAGAAAAGAAGAAAAACUAAAUGUCAAUUCAACGCGUGCUGUUUUAUUAAUUUGUCUUAGAAAAAUAGGAUAAAUAAUUUGCUAAAAAUUUAUCAAAAAUAUUAUUCACAAAAAUAAAAGUAAAUUUCGAAAUAACAUGUCUACAAGCCGAGAUUACGCAGAACUGCGAAAUGAUGAAAAAUUUAUAAAAUGUGUGGAAAAUUUCGACAAUUCCAUGGAUAAAAUUGAAGCUUCCAUACUGACGGCCGUGGGUUUAAAAGAUUUUGAAGAAUUAUCUACAGAGGAAAAAGUUAAAUUGGACAACUAUUUGGCUUAUUCCAUUAAUUCAUUGUAUUGGAUGUAUGUUAAGCUACAAGGACAAGAUCCGAAUGAGCACGGAAUCAAAAAUGAACUGUCCCGAGUGAGACAAACAAUUUUACGCGACAAACAAAUCUAUGAACGGAAUACCAUUAGACCUGUUUUAGAUAAAGCUGCUGCUGGACGUUUCAUAAAACAUGGUAUACACACACGUUUUGAUAAAGAUGAAGAAAGAAUACAAAACGACAACUAAAAAUUAAUUACAUACAUAUAAAAAGAUUUAAGUGUUUUAAGUAAGAACUUUUUAUAACAAGAUAUAAUUAAUAAGUGAUAAUUAAGAAAAAUAUUUUAAGAAAAAUGAA